GUUUGGUUCGGUGGAAAGCCAUGCGCGUCCCUACUAAGUCACUACUAGCGGGUUUGUGGCCGUACAAGGCGAUCGAUAUCGGCGUGAAACCAGGCUGUGCGUGGCAUGAAAUGAAUCUCAAACCCUGGCUUGUGUACGGAUCAUGUUGUUCCAUUCCUCCGCUUUGAUCUCUGCGUACUAUAUACAUAUGACCUUGUCCCGCGAUAAUUUGUUCUCGCUCGCAUCCCGAUCGUUCUUCCCGGCGCCCUCCCAGCUUCCACACUAUUCUCGGCAGAUUCCAUAUUUAUAACGUUCUUCAUGGCGCUGAGGGGGCUGAACGUCGUCGAGUUUGCUGGUCUUGCACCUGGACCAUUCGCUGGACUUGUGCUCGCGCAUCAUGGUGCAUCCGUGAUUCGUAUCGACAGACCGUCUUUGCCUAAUAGCGAUGUUCUUUGCGCUGGGAAACGUUCCAUUGUCUUGGAUCUCAAGAGCCCAGCUGGCUUAGCUGUGGCAAGACGGCUCAUCGCACGUGCUGACGUGCUUAUCGACCCAUUCAGGCCUGGAGUGAUGGAAAAAAUGGGUCUCGGGCCGGAGGUCUUCCACAAUGGUGAGGGCACUAUAGGUGUUAAUGAUAGGCUCAUCUAUGCGCGGGUUGCAGGUUUCCCUGCUGAUGGCGCAUACAAGUCUAUGGCCGGCCACGAGAUAAAUUACCUCGCUUUAAGCGGAGUUCUUUCCAUACUGCCAGGGACCCAAGAUAAACCUACCUUUCCCCUAAACCUCCUGGCUGAUUUCGCAGGUGGUGGUCUCAUGUGCGCGACAGGUAUCUUGUUGGCCCUAGUUGAGCGUUGUAAAAGCGGCCGAGGACAAGUCGUGGACGUUAAUAUGGUCUCGGGUACACGUUAUGUUUCAUCAUUCCCAUUAUUGCAUGCCACGAGCACGUCAUCCUUACUCGGCGGCCCGCGCGGCACGAAUCUCCUUGAUGGGGGUGCGCCGUUUUAUGACGUCUACACGUGUUCGGAUGGUAAAUGGAUGAGCGUGGGAUGUCUGGAGCCCCAGUUUUUCAUAACCUUCAUCGAUAUAUUCAAGAAUGCUUUAUGCAUGAACGGCUUGAAACCUAGCUGGGUCCCUACCCCAGAGUCGCGAACUCGUAGGGAGGACUGGCCGAAGCUGCGCGCCUACCUGGAGAACGGAUUCGAUAUCAAACCACGAGACUAUUGGGCUAGCCUUUUUCAUGGUUCGGAUGCAUGUGUUGCACCUGUGCUCACUCCCGAGGAGGCCGCACUUCUUGAUCCUUCGAGAUCAGUCCGUCCGUCUCCACACCCACACCUCAGCAGGACGCCACCGCUGUCUCGUUCCGUGGCGAAAUCUGGCAUGGUCCUCGAGCCAGGUUUCCACACGCAAGAAGUUCUCAUGGAAAUUGGUUUGUCGAGAGGGGAGAUAACAGAACUCAUGUCAGACGGUGCGUUCGGCGACGAAGCCAAGCAUGAAGUUAUAUCCAGCUGCAAGCUCUGAGGAUGUAGAUGUAUGUAAAUAACUAUCACGACGAAACCCCAAAGCAUCCGUGGGAUAAUGUAAAUUAAGUCCUUAUCGUCUAAGCUCCAUUAUCAACCAAUCCGAAU
This is a messenger RNA of Pisolithus orientalis, 1598 nucleotides long. Its product is annotated as CoA-transferase family III. The record is from RefSeq and is a predicted model, not a curated record. Lineage: Eukaryota; Fungi; Basidiomycota; Agaricomycetes; Boletales; Pisolithaceae. Gene Ontology annotation, molecular function: catalytic activity. Bases 298 to 1491 code for a protein of 397 amino acids. The transcript has 10 exons.